This is a messenger RNA of Manihot esculenta (cassava), 3792 nucleotides long. Its product is annotated as myosin-binding protein 2. Gene Ontology annotation, molecular function: myosin binding. The transcript has 4 exons. The record is from RefSeq and is a predicted model, not a curated record. Lineage: Eukaryota; Viridiplantae; Streptophyta; Magnoliopsida; Malpighiales; Euphorbiaceae. The coding region runs from base 282 to 3266 and encodes 994 amino acids.
CUUCUCCUCUAAUAUGUUCUCAUUUGGAUGUGAAUCCUAUUCAAAUUGCUGUUCAGGUCCAAUAAAUAAAACCACUUCUCCAUCUACUUCUAUUCUUCCAUACGCUCCAUCUUCUCAUCUGUUAGAACUCCUUCCAAGUUUCUGAUUCUCUCUCUCUCUCUCUCAUUCAGUACAGUUACUAUCUUCUCUGGUUUAUCUUGUGUUUUGGGAUUUUCCAAACUCUAUAUUUUCUCCUCUAUUUCUUUGUACAUAUCAAGGAACAAGAAAUAGAGCAACCAUCCAUGGCUGCCAACAAGUUUGCAACCAUGCUGCACAGAAACACCAACAAGAUUACCCUUAUUUUAGUUUAUGCAAUGCUUGAAUGGGUUCUGAUCGUUCUCCUCCUCCUAAAUUCUCUAUUUUCUUAUUUGAUCAUCAAGUUCGCUGACUACUUUGGCCUUAAAAGGCCCUGUCUGUGGUGUUCUAGGCUUGAUCAUUUCUUUGAGCCCGCAAAGUUCCAGAAUUCUUAUAGAUCUCUUGUUUGUGAAGAUCAUGCCGUAGAAAUUUCCAAACUUGGGUACUGCUCAAAUCAUCGAAAACUAGCUGAAUGGCAAGAUAUGUGUGAGGAUUGCUCGUCCUCUCCGCAAGCUGAAUUCUCCAAUAAGUUCGCGUUUUUUCCAUGGAUGGAGAAACUGAGAGUGUUUCAAGAUUGUGGUGGUGAUAAGGUGAGUGAAAAUGUUGAGGUGAUUUCCAAGUGUGCUUGUUGUGGUGUUAGCUUGGAAACAAAAUUAUCUUGUGCAGAUGAUUAUCUGAUGAAGCCUUCUUGGAAGGACUCAGAAGAUACCCAGAAAGGGAAUUUUAUUUUGGAAGCAGAAGCUUAUGAUAAAAUUGAUGAAGAAGAUCAUUCUAAUAGAAAAAGAUCAGGUUUUGUGUGUGAUCGCUGUGGGGGAGAACAGGGGAUUGAUAAAAACAGGGGAGUGGAGGACAGAAACUGUGAGGAGAAAACAGAGGAAACUUUUUCAUGCUUUGUAUCUAGCUUCGAUUGCAAGGAAAUGGUAGCUGAUGUAAGUGAUAAAGACCAAAUUUUAAUAGAAAAAGAGCAAGUAUCCGUCCAGAAGGAUGAUUUGAAUGUGCCAGCGGAGAAUCCCUCUUGUGAUCAGGCAACGAUGGUUCAAGUUGGUUUCAGAGAAGAUAUUUCCAAUGAAAUUCAACCUCAGCAUCUAGAAUUCUACAUUGAUCGAGAUGCUUGCCACUUGAUUCCAAUUGAAUUGAUGGAUUCCAAUCCCGUGGAGAAGCAAAUGUCGGACAGGAAUGAGAAGAGAGAGGAGGAAAUUUUCGGUAAUGAAGAUUUUGUUUUGGAGUUCGAUAAGCACGUUGGGACACAAUAUGAAUUACUGAUUGAAGACAGGAUCGAUUUGCAUUUGAAGGUGCCGUUGCUUCCUAUCCAAGAGAGCGAGGAGGAAACUAUGGUUGCUGAGCUUGAGUCAAGGGAGGAAACUGUGGUUGCUGAGCUUGAGUCAAGGGAGGAAACUGCGGCUGCUGAGCUGGAGUCAAGGGAAUUCAUAGAGAAUGAGAAUUCGUCAGGAGCGCAAGCUGAUUGUGAACUGUUGAAGCAGGAUUUUGAACAGGUUGCCAUUUCUCCACCGUCGCAAACCCCUGCAAGCAAUGGCGAUGAUGUUCAAGAAGAAUCAGAAACUCCAGAAGAGGAAAUAGAAUCAGAGUCUGAAGAAGCACCUCCGAUGCAAAGUGAUGAGAUUGAAGCAGAUAUAUCCAUAGGGACAGAGAUUCCUGAUCAUGAACCAAUUGAAGAUUUUCAAAGUGAAGAAGUUCCUGCUUCCUGUCUGUCCAUAGCAGAAGAUCCUUCAACCACCGAUGCCAAUUUCCAUGCCUAUAAUGAACAUGGUUCUAAGCAAGGUGAAGGCGAAGCAGUAGAAUUUAGGACCAUAACAGUUGAGACGAGUGAGCCACUGAUAAACAGUCAUUUGUCAUUGUGUUCAGAGAGGAAUGACAUUGAGGAAGACAAGAUUCCUGAUACACCAACUUCUGUAGAUAGCCUUCAUCAUUUACACAAGAAGCUUCUAUUUCUAGAAAGAAGAGAAUCCAACACAGAGGAGUCUUUGGAUGGAAGUGUCAUCAGUGACAUUGAAACAGGUGAUGGAGUUUUGACUGUCGAGAAGUUGAAAUCUGCUUUGAGGGCUGAAAGGAAGGCUUUAAGUGCUGUAUAUGCAGAACUAGAAGAAGAAAGAAGUGCUUCUGCAGUGGCUGCCAACCAGACAAUGGCAAUGAUAAACAGGCUUCAAGAAGAGAAGGCUGCAAUGCAGAUGGAAGCUUUGCAGUAUCAAAGAAUGAUGGAAGAGCAAUCGGAGUACGACCAGGAAGCUUUACAGCUUUUGAAUGAAUUUAUGGUAAAGAAGGAGAAAGAGAGAGCAGAGCUAGAAAAAGAGCUCGAAAUAUAUCGGAAGAAGGUGCAAGAUUACGAGGCAAAAGAGAAGUUGAUGAUGUUGAAAAGAAGGAAAGAAAGUAGCACAAGAAGUGGAACUUCCUCUGCAUCUUCUAGUAAUGCUGAGGAUAGUGAUGGACUAUCUGUUGACUUGAAUCAUGAAGGGAAAGAAGAAGAUGGUUUCGAUAAUCAUAACAAAACUAGCGACCAGAACACCCCGGUUGAUGCAGUUCUAUAUUUGGAAGAAUCAUUGGCUAAUUUUGAGGAGGAGAGGCUAUCCAUUCUAGAUCAACUUAAGGUUUUGGAGGAGAAGCUUUUUACACUCAGUGACGAAGACGAGCAACUCUUCGAAGACAUAAAACCAAUUGAACAUUUAUACAAAGAAAAUGGAAAUGGCUACAAUGAGAAUUUGGACCAUAGCAGUGAAGCAAAUGGAGUUGCCAAUGGUAAUCACAAGGAAAUGAAUGGAAAAUAUCAUCAUCAAGAAAGAAAAGCCUUCAGUGCAAAGGCAAAGAGACUUCUUCCACUUUUCGAUGCCACUGAUGAAGAAACUGAAAAUGGGAUGCAAAAUGGGCAUGCAGAAGAAGUUGAUUCUGUUGCAUUGGAGAAAUCAAUCAACAAAUUUGAAGUAGAAAGCAAGAAGCUUGCAAUUGAGGAGGAGGUGGAUCAUGUCUAUGAAAGAUUACAAGCAUUGGAGGCAGAUAGAGAGUUUCUCAAGCAUAGUAUAACCUCCUUAAAAAAAGGAGACAGAGGGAUAGAGCUUCUGCAAGAGAUUUUACACCAUCUUCGUGAUCUAAGAAGUGUAGAACUCCGUGCAAGGAACAUGGAGGAUAGUUCUCUACAGUGACACUGUGCUCAACAAUGUCAAAGAAGACAUCAGAUUGCAUUGUGUAAGCUGAUUAAAACUGACGCAAGUUGUAGAUGGAAGAGCACUGAUUUUCUUGUUCAAGUGAUAAACAAGACCAAUUGCAAUGCCAAAUUUUUCAGCAAAAAUUCAUAUGGGAAGUCCCUUGAUGGAGAGGGAGGCUUCUGCUAUGGUCUGUUUGGAGGUCAUGGUGGACUGCAAGAUUUUUCUUUUAAAUUUUGUGUUUUUUUCGUUUUUUGGUCCAAGUAAGCCCAAAUUUUUGGAGGGUUGAGGUUGAGUCAGCUUGCCAUCAUCUUUUUGAGGGAAAGGAAGAUGGUGAGAGUAUGCUUGUGUAGGGUAGUGAUGAAGCCAAGCUGUCAUUUGUAUGUUGUGAGGAAUGGCCUGGCUUGCAAAGCUGGAGAGCCCAAUGAAGAUUCCAUCGCCAGCCUGCCAGGUAAAUAGCAGCAUUAGUUUCUGUAGACAGAUAGGAUUAGGAUACUCUUUUUGUCCUUUUUAUUUUUUUUUUCAA